AUGUGCGUGGACCAGCGUAAAGGUGCCACACCUCCACUCCAGUCGCUCACACACAUGUCGGUGGAUAUCGCCACGCCGUCAUUCAGUGCACCCCACAGUCGCCGCAGUGGAGCGGUCCAGCAACACAAAGUGUCCUUCCCACUCACAGUGCACACACACACAAUGACAGUCUCACAUUCUCAUAUCAGAGAGGCACUGCGGCAAUUCACUAAAAUGUACACGGAGUCACACACCUACAGAGAGGAAGAGAAAAACACAAGAGCAGCAGAGGAGAAAGAACAACAACAACAGGAUACCAAAAGCACACAAAGCACUCACAAUACAAUAAUCACAGGUGUCACUCCCAUCAGAGAAAAACAUUCACCCACACCAGCACAUCAACUCAACCCCAAUACAAAAAGAAAAAAAAAACAGACCCAUUACGUGAAGCCGAAGCGGAACAGUUUCACUCCACCUCCCCGCAGGCUGCAGUCACUCAAGCAAGCCACACAACAAACAACACAAGGGCACAAAUAUCUCCGUGGCAAUGCCGCGUGA
Trypanosoma theileri is the source of this 537-nucleotide messenger RNA. RefSeq lists its product as uncharacterized. The coding region runs from base 1 to 537 and encodes 178 amino acids. Lineage: Eukaryota; Euglenozoa; Kinetoplastea; Trypanosomatida; Trypanosomatidae. The transcript has a single exon. The record is from RefSeq and is a predicted model, not a curated record.